Molecule: messenger RNA, 625 nt
Organism: Trichechus manatus latirostris (Florida manatee)
Lineage: Eukaryota; Metazoa; Chordata; Mammalia; Sirenia; Trichechidae
Gene: PMP22
Product: peripheral myelin protein 22
Exons: 4
Coding region: 35-514 (159 amino acids)
Biological process (GO): myelin assembly
Cellular component (GO): plasma membrane
Source: RefSeq, a predicted model, not a curated record
GCAGAUCCUCCGCUGAGCAGAACUCGCCGACAGAAUGCUCCUCCUGUUGCUGGGCAUCAUCGUCCUCCACGUCGCGGUGCUGGUGCUGCUGUUUGUCUCCACGAUCGUCAGCCAAUGGCUCGUGGGCCAUGAAUAUGCGGCUGAUCUCUGGCAGAACUGUACCGCUUCCACGGGCAACGUCCACCACUGUUUCUCGUCAUCGGUAAACGUAUGGCUGCAGUCCGUCCAGGCCACCAUGAUCCUGUCCGUUAUCUUCAGCGUUCUAUCCUUGUUCCUGUUCUUCUGUCAGCUCUUCACUCUCACCAAGGGGGGCCGAUUUUACAUCACUGGAGUCUUCCAAGUCCUAGCAGGUCUGUCCGUGAUGAGUGCAGCAUCAAUCUUCACGGCAAGGCACCUAGAGUGGCAUCUCAACUCUGACUACUCCUACGGCUUUGCCUACAUCCUGGCCUGGGUGGCCUUCCCCUUGGCCCUGCUCAGCGGAAUCAUCUACGUGAUUUUGCGGAAACGUGAAUGAGGCACCCAGACAGACCCUCUGAGGCUCUGAGCAUGCACAGGGAAGGGAGGAAGGAAACCAGAAACAAAGAGCUAUCCAAAACACUCAACCCAAACCAAACCGGAAGUAGAG